Messenger RNA from Cryphonectria parasitica EP155, 177 nucleotides. RefSeq lists its product as uncharacterized. NCBI's taxonomy places the organism in Eukaryota, Fungi, Ascomycota, Sordariomycetes, Diaporthales, Cryphonectriaceae. The record is from RefSeq and is a predicted model, not a curated record. The transcript has a single exon. The annotation marks the transcript as partial.
CAGAAUAUUAAGAAUAUAUUCGAUUCCUUUAAAAGCUUUAAGAAAGCUUUUAAGGAAAUCUUUAGCAAUUUCAACGAAGAAUACAUUACAGCUCAGCAGCUUAUGAACCUUAAGCAGAUCAAGUCAGCUUCUGCUUAUACAAUCAGAUUUAAGCAGCUCUUAGCAAGACUUCCGUAG